Melanaphis sacchari is the source of this 1146-nucleotide messenger RNA. RefSeq names its product RPII140-upstream gene protein (gene 140up). Gene Ontology annotation, cellular component: mitochondrion. The transcript has 7 exons. The record is from RefSeq and is a predicted model, not a curated record. Bases 65 to 829 code for a protein of 254 amino acids. Lineage: Eukaryota; Metazoa; Arthropoda; Insecta; Hemiptera; Aphididae.
AAUAGAUUUUUAAUCUAAGGUUUUAUCGUUUAAAGUAAUUGUAUAAUAUUAAUGUAUUAAAACUAUGUUUUUUAGACGAUUAAAACUAUCCCAUACACGGUGUUUUUUACCGGCGUUUUUCUUAAAUAAAAAUGAAUACGAUAUAGAAGGAACAGAAGUCUUAGAUGUAAAAAAAGUCGGUGGUUGGCAAGGUGUUGUGAACGCGUUUUCCCCAGAUGAAGAUGGUAAUCCAUCUCCAGAUGUAAGAGCUAUAUUAUCGACAGUAUGUUACAGCAGUUUGUUGGGUGGUGUGUAUGGCAGUUUAUCAUACAGUAAACGGGCUUAUGAAGAUUUUUUUCAGAAAAACCAAUCAACACUGUUUCAAAAUCAGUUUGAAGCCAAAGCUAAACUCCAAUCUCAAGUAACAUUGGCAAUGGCAAGAGGUGUCUUUAAAUGGGGAACUAGAAUAGCACUUUUCUGCGGUUGUUUUACAACCGUGGUAACCGCUGUGAAUGCGUACACUCAAAAAGUUACUGUAUUUAGUUAUGCAUUAAGUGGUUUUAUAGUAGGUGGAAUUACAAGAAUAAGUUUUGGUAUGAAAGGUUUUAUUGUUGGAUCUACAUUGGGAGGUAUUUUAGGUAUCUUUGUUGGAGGUAUUACUUUAUUAAUAUUAAGAUUUUCUUCUUUAACAAUGGACGAAGUAAAAGAAUGGCAAAGUCAAAGUCAAAUUGAAAGAGAUCUGUAUUUUGUUAAGGAACAAAAAACAUCUCGAAUAUUUGAGUAUGAUAAUACACCUGAGCUACAAGCUCAUGAUAAAAGAUUACAACAGUCAGAAACAGUUUCAGAAUAAAGAAUUGUUAUUAUAAUUCAUGAAUGAAGUAUAUUGUCAUACUUUGGGAGCACUCUGACACAGUACACGGUAACUUUUUGUUAUCAGUCCUUGCCAUAUUGCAAAAUUGAUACUUCAAAAACCUUGGCGAACCUUUUAUCACAGUCUAAUAAUUUUAAUUGUAUCCAAUAAUUGUUCAACAUAAACUGUUACUUAUACUACAAAAUCUCAAUUUUCACAUACAUUACUUUUAAAUUAAUCAACUGUUAACAUGUACAUAUUGUUAUGAUUGUUAGUAAUUUGUGUUGAAGUAAAUAGUGUUAUUAUUUUAGUAUAUA